Molecule: messenger RNA, 963 nt
Organism: Pseudocercospora fijiensis CIRAD86
Lineage: Eukaryota; Fungi; Ascomycota; Dothideomycetes; Mycosphaerellales; Mycosphaerellaceae
Exons: 3
Coding region: 493-963 (156 amino acids)
Source: RefSeq, a predicted model, not a curated record
AGAGGAGGCCAAGGAACUUCGUUUUCGCAACUUUACGCGACGAGUACAAAUGCUGCUGGGCCCUUCUGUUUUAUAAUGUCAGUACAUCGCUCGUCUAUGAAGGCUUGCCAACAGCCGUGAGUACCGACUUUUCCAUAAGCCCCUCUGACCUGGCAUGUUGCUUGGUCACCUUGGUAUGUCUCGCGGUCGAUACCCGGUCUGAAGAGACCGCAGAAUUGUUUGCGUGUGGUAUUGUCAUGCUUAUCGAUGUCCUCAAUCGGUCUCCUGCUCCUUCAUUCGGGCGAGUGAAGGAAUACUUACUCACAUGUUUCCCAUAUAGCCGGCAAGCUCUACUUCCAUGCGUUGCAAAGGCCACAGGAGGAUGCGGCGGUCAUUGCCUAUGGUACAGAUUUCGAGAGUGCAUGUCUCACUUCGGCGAACCGAAGUCCCGCGCUAAGUCUCUACCGUCCAUCAAACCCCAUCGCAGCUUCGUUCCUUGUUUCGAACACACAAAUGAUGGUUCCCUGUGAAGGAGGGAGUAGCAGCGUUGAUAUUCUAGUCUUGACGUUGCAUCUCAGAUGGUCGAACUGGCCCGCAGAGAUUCCGCUCGAAGAAGUUCCAGGUUGGAGACCGAAUAUCGUCGGAUAUGCUAAGACCGCAGGGAUCGAUCUUACUGAGCAGGACGUUGCUGGCCUUGAACGAUUCCUCAAGGGCGAGAUGGAUAUGCCAGUGAUAGAUGAGAUUCCAGCUAUCGAGAAGAACAAAGAAGCUGGUAACCGUGAUCGUUGGUCGUAUCAUAAGAAGUUCAUGACGUACAGCAGGGAACAUGGAACGAUCGGGGGUAGCUCUGGCAAUAUCCUGAAAUGGACUCGCAAGGAGCGGGAAGAAGCCAGCUAUACAGGCAAAGACCUGCUGCAGGUAAUGGAGAUGUCGAUGAAAAUGUUUCCAUUCACAACGCUCAUCGCUGAAUCGCAGCAGCAAUGA